CACAAAGGCUGAGAUUAAAAUCGAAGUUGGAUUGCUCCUAAAAACAAGAGGAAAACUUUACGGUUUCUGUUUCCAAAGCUACGAGGCUCAACUUGAAAGAAAAGUUUGUGCUUUCUUUGCGAAUCGUUGGUCAGUAUCACUUUGAAGUAUGACGUCUGGGUUGAGUUUUCUGCUUCUGAGUUUCGCUCAUAAUACUUUUGCAUCAACUUUGGUCCUUUCUCCAACAUUAACGAAAGCGCAAAAUUGGGAGUCUCUGGAACAAGAACAGAAUGUUCCAUUGGUCUGCGUGUUGAAAUGCAGAUCAACCAAUUGUCCAGGAGUGGCCUUCGAUCCAGAGGAAGGGAUGUGUCUUUACGGGAGUUACCAUUCCAAUCCAUCUAAUGCCGGAGAAAGCUUUGUAGAAGUCUGGAUGGUGGAAUCGGCGGAAAAGUACGAGGUCAAGGAGAAUUCCCAAUCAGUACUUUUGCCUCGUAACUAUUGUCAAUUCUAUCCAGAUUGGGUGAAAAAAUCAAAUGGGAAGGCCUACAAGUUCUCAUCUCAAGCAAAGACAUGGCAAGAGUGUCAAACUCAUUGCCACGCCCAAGGUGGACAAAUGAUAGUGGUAACAACGAAGGAGGAAGAGAACAUCUUAUUCGAGCUGUCCGGCUACCACGAGACUUGGAUCGGUUUGACCAAUCCCUACGGAAUAGUGUGUUAUGAUGACACUUGUGAUGGUCAAACGAUAUGGAAUGAUGGGACGAGAUUUAGAUAUGACACAGCCAUAUACUCCAAACGUUUCGAGUUCAAUGAAGGCAGCUAUUGUAUUCGAACUCGGAGCUCCGAAUACAACGAUAGACACUGUCAGAUAGGAAUGGCAACAUUAUGCGAAAUCACAUGCUUUUAGAUUUAGUGGCGGAUCUGCGUUGUGGGAUGAAUGAAUUUGACCAAGGACCCGGAGAAUGUAAACCCACAGGCUAAGGACGCGAAUCGUUAUCUUCUCUCUUAGUCAAUCAACGUUGUGGGUCACUCCAUGAUCAACCCAUUGGGUUCCCAAAAAAACGUGUUUUAAAUUUCAGCUCAAUCGAACACCUAGGUAAUGAAAAGGUCAAGAAAAGCCACUGCAUAAACGUACAAAAAAUGGAUGAGUUAGUCCUCUAGUAAAAGUUAAACCAAAGGAAUAAUCUAUGUUUCUCAUACUGGGGGUCUCAUUUUGAAGACUUUACAGGGUACAUGAUUUGCCCCUCGCAGAGACGAAUAGUGAAACCUCAAUAAAGAUUAAACUGUAGUGAUUGUGUAAAAACAGAGAGAUGUGAAACUAAUCAACUUUUCCACCAGAUCAAACUUAAUAAACGGCUAUCCUAAUCAUUUCUAAACUUGCUUACAUUUGAAUCAUUUGUUGGGGAAGAUAAUUUUUGGUUUUUGCCUGUUUUUCAGAACAAGUCUAUGUAUUACACUGUGGAAUUUUCCUUUCAUUGCCAAUUUCCAUGAUUAUGAAAAUUGAUAACUUUCGUCUGAAUCAAAUAUUACGUCGAAAAAUAACACUAAUUAUUCCAUAACGAUGACCAAGAAUGUCUUUUAAAUUAUCUUUUUCUACGAAAGAAGUAUCUUUUACCGAAAUGAAAAAACCUUCCCACCAAGCCUUUGAUUUCUGCGAUCUUGCAUUUGAAGAAAUGAAUGGAAAUAAACGAACAAAAAGAUCAAAAAAAGGUAUUCAAAACUUAGAUGUGGGACAUGAGUCAACUCUAUCAAUAAGUCAACCACAACGGUUUUUGGACUCCUUUUUAACCUUUUUAUGUGACAC
Tigriopus californicus is the source of this 1780-nucleotide messenger RNA. Its product is annotated as C-type lectin domain family 4 member F-like. The transcript has 4 exons. Lineage: Eukaryota; Metazoa; Arthropoda; Copepoda; Harpacticoida; Harpacticidae. Gene Ontology annotation, cellular component: external side of plasma membrane. The record is from RefSeq and is a predicted model, not a curated record. The coding region runs from base 149 to 883 and encodes 244 amino acids. Gene Ontology annotation, molecular function: carbohydrate binding.